AGAGGAAAUGAGAUCUCAUGCAGUGACUUGUUUGAAGUUUAGCAGCCGCCUCCAUCACAGCUGAGGUGUGGACAUGGAGCUGCUGGUGUUUGCCAACUGGAGCACCCUGGUGGUGUGCAUGGUGGUGAAGUUCCCCCAGAUCCUGUCAGUCAUGGCUGCCAAGUCUGCAGAGGGGCUGAGCCUGGGCAGUGUGCUGCUGGAGGUGACAGGGUUUCUGGUAUUUCUGAGGUACCACAUGUAUUAUGAAUACCCAAUGGAGACUUACCUGGAGUAUCCCAUCCUAAUCGCACAAGACGCGGUGCUUCUACUCUUCAUCCUCCACUACAGCGGCAGUAUGCGCAGCGCCUUGACCUACUCCGGGAUGUUUUUCGGUCUCUGGAACACGUUGGUGCUGAAGAAAUGGAUAAUAGACAUAGCCCUGAAUUUAUGUACUUUGAUCAGUGCAUCAAGCAAGUUCCUCCAGCUCCAGCAUCUAUGGCGCACGCAGGACUCCGGACAAGCUAGCGCACUGACCUGGGGCAUGGCGACUUAUACCUGUGCUACAAGGAUAUUUACAACGGUGAUGACCACAGGAGAUAUUGCAGUUCUCGUGCGGUUCAUUGUCAUGUUCGUUCUCAACUGCUGGGUGGUGCUCGCCAUCCUGAAAUAUAGGAAGAAGCCGGCUGACGAGAAGAAGGAGGACUGAGGGGUCACGUCAGGAACUGCAUCCUACAGUAUAGGGACUACUUAUGAUCAAUCCACUUAUCACAGGUCACUGAAUUAUAUCUUUACUGUAAAAAUAAUGGUUCCCCAAAAAGGAAUAGGGGGAUCGCUUGCAUAGCUAUUCCCUAAAUCUCUUCAGCAUCACUCCCAGGGUGCGGUAGGAGAACAGGGAAGCCCUUCUCGCUGUAUCCUGCUGACGUGUCAUGCAUUGUGUUGUACAGAUUUGAGGCCUGUAGCUACCUCCGAUUUAUCUAGAGAAUCAUGGUGGACAGCUCACGAGUCUAAGGGCUCAUUCACACGACCGUAUGAAGGAGUCCGCAUCCAUUCCGCAACUUUAACCCAUUCAUUUCAAUGGAGCUGCAAAAGAUGCAGACAGCACACCGUAGACU
Molecule: messenger RNA, 1091 nt
Organism: Bufo bufo (common toad)
Lineage: Eukaryota; Metazoa; Chordata; Amphibia; Anura; Bufonidae
Gene: SLC66A3
Product: solute carrier family 66 member 3
Exons: 7
Coding region: 74-685 (203 amino acids)
Source: RefSeq, a predicted model, not a curated record